ACAAUGAUAUAGACACAGGACAGAACAUGAAGUUUUCUGUCCCCAGAUAGAUACUCAUGGAUCUCUACAAUAUACAUUGGAUUUUAUCUCGUUAUAUCACGGAUUUAUAGUUUAUUGAUAUAUAUUUUACAAGAAAAAGAAGAUGAAUCGAUACCAGAUAAUAAAACAGUUAGGGGAUGGGACCUAUGGAAGUGUGCUGCUGGCCAACAGCGCUGAGACAGGAGAAAAAGUGGCAAUCAAAAAAAUGAAGAAAAAAUAUUACUCAUGGGAUGAAUGUCUGAAUUUAAGAGAAGUUAAGUCCUUACGGAAACUGAACCAUGCAAAUAUAGUGAGACUGAAAGAAGUCAUCCGAGAAAAUGAUCAGUUGUUUUUUGUGUUUGAGUUUAUGAAAGAAAACUUGUACCAGAUGAUGAAAGACAGGGACAAGUUAUUUCCAGAGUCUGUAAUCAGAAAUGUCAUAUACCAAGUUCUUCAGGGAUUAGCUUUUAUGCACAAGCAUGGCUUCUUCCAUAGAGAUCUGAAACCAGAAAAUCUGCUUUGCACAGGCUCAGACUGUGUCAAAAUUGCUGAUUUUGGAUUAGCAAGAGAAAUUAGGUCAAGGCCACCGUACACAGACUAUGUCUCAACUCGAUGGUAUCGAGCACCAGAAGUGUUGUUACGUUCUACCAGCUACAGUUCACCCAUUGAUAUAUGGGCAGUGGGCUGUAUCAUGGCAGAACUAUACACCCUGAGGCCUUUAUUUCCAGGAAGCUCAGAAAUUGAUGAGAUUUUUAAAAUAUGUUCUGUGCUGGGCACACCCAAGAAGGAAGAGUGGGAUGAGGGUUACAAACUGGCAGCUGCUAUGAACUUUAGAUGGCCACAGUGUGUUGCCAAUAAUUUAAAGACUCUAAUACCAAAUGCUAGUAAUGAAGCUAUCCACUUAAUGAAGGAUAUGUUACUGUGGAAUCCGCAAAAAAGACCUACUGCUAGUCAGUGUUUACGAUAUCAGUACUUCCAAGUUGGACAGAAUCUAGGAACUACACAGGUUACCAAUCGUCCUCAGAUUACAAACAAAAUAUCAAGCCCUGUCAACCCCACCCCUACCAAGGGGCUCCAAGAGGAGAAAUAUUCCUUCAGUCCUAGUAAACCAGUGGAAUCCAAACCAGUUAACUCCCCUGUCCAGCCCUCAUUUGGGAUAUCUAAGCCUGUAGAAAACAGUGAACCUUUUGCAGUCUCUGUGAAGAAGAAGCAGCAGCCGAGUGGGCGUAAACGUUGGGGGGCGGGCCUCUCAGAUACGUGGGAUGAUUGGGACGACUUUGACUUCAAUACCUCCCCUAAGAAAAACACAUCUAAAAAUAUUAUCCCUCCAAUCGGUAACAAGCCAAAAUUUGAACCAAAGAAGCAGAGUGUGAUGCAUAAAGAAAAUCAUUUUGAUGAUGAAGAUGACUUCUUAUCGAGUAUACUGAAGAAACCCAGUAAGCCUGCCAAUAGAAUUCCUUCAGGACGAUCAUCUGCCUCCUCAGCCAAGCAACAUUACCUGGGGAAGGCUCGAUACUUGCCAGGUAUUAACCCAAGAAACAGUGCCAAGAAAGACAGUCCAAACAGUUUAUGGAACACUCCAUCAAAACCGUCUGUAGGGGCUUUACCCAGUGUGGGGGCUAAAAACACCAACCUGGGUACCUUAGGUGGGGGACCAAGUGGGUAUGGUAUGAGAAACAAUGCUGACAACUCCAGCUAUGUUCCUUCAUUUUUAUCCAAUACCAAAGGUGGUUCAAAUUAUCCUUCUGUGAAUUGGAAGAGAGCUCAGCCAGCACCCUUAUCAAUAAACAAUAAAAAUUCAGCAGGUUAUCGACAGCCUCUGGGUGGGAAUACAAAAACACAUGGACGCACCGACUGGGCCUCAAAAUAUUUAAAGUCCUGACUUAUUCUGACAGAGAACUAGAUUCCGACUCUGAGCCCUGUCCCACUCACAGACACAUGGACAAUGUGUGGACUCAUCUCACCGUUCUCAUUCUGUGAUAAAUUGUUAUUCUUUAUGUAGAUACAAACACUUAUUUAAACUUUUGUUCAAUCAUGACAAAGUGAAUUGUACAAUACUUAUUGUUCUAUUUGUAUAUACAAAAGUUGAUGGUUGUAUAGUGCAUACUUGAACUGAAUUGUAAGAUACGCAUUAGUCAUUUCUAAUGAAAAAAUGUAUCAUUCAUAUACUAGUUUUCCUUGAUUAUGAGUGUUAAAUAAUUCAUGUACACAAUGUGCAUUUGAAGGUGCUGCAUGCAAUUCCAAAAUUGAGAUAUCCCGUCCAUUUUUAGCUCUACUGGUGAAAGAUCAGAGAAGCCUAUGCAUUGGCAAAGUGUCCAUCUUCAUCUCUCCAUUGCUUUUUUUUUUGUCCAUUUUUAUACAUUUUUUUAAAGGGCUGCUUCUUAGAUAGUGUUUCCAAAUGUCAGUGAAAAUUGGUGUUCAAUUAUGUAGAUGGCAACUAGAUAGAUACCUCAUACUGAUUUAAGAAUGCGUGUUUAUGUUGACAGGAUGACUAAAAAUUGAGUAAUCAUUUAAAUUCUUUUAAAGUUGUGGACUUAUUUUUUUAAAAAAAACUUACUACGUAAGUAGGUACUACAUUAAGUAUGUCAUUUUUUUUUAUUUACAUGGUUACUAAAAAUGAUAUAAUUUAAAUGCUUUCAUAGUGGUACUUCAUGUUAUCGAUUUUUCUGAUUUAAAUAAAAUUUGGUACAUAUAUAUUACCCGAAGAUUCAUUACACAAUAUAUAUAUUGAACAUAAAAGAAUGGCACAUUACCAUGUAAAAUAAUAGAGUAAAUUAAGACAUUCAUUUAAACUAGGUACAAGUUUAAAAGAUUCCAAUUUACACAAUUCUGUAAAUAUCAAGUACCAAAAAGAAAUAUUAUAAAUCCAGGAGAAAUUUUUUAAAACUUUAUUACAAGUUUAAAUCGGUAGAGCAACAGUCCCAUUAGAGACUUUUGGUUAUUCAUUUAAAGUAUGAUUGCAUAGUUAAUGUGGGUUUAUUAAAAAUACACCUAAAAAUUUUAUUAUGAACAUGUUUUAUAUUUAAAUUUUUUAGUCUGGAAAGGAAUGUUUACUCCAUAUGUAAAAAAGUGGCAUACGGUACAUGUUUCUUACAAAAGAGGCCUUCUUUAGGACUACAAAAAAUAUAAUGUAAUGUAAUUGACUAUGUGAGUUCUUACAAUAUCCUCUAGUUAGCUCAAGACUUUGGAUGUGAUAAACUCUCAUUUACCAGGGCAAUGUUUUUAUCUGUUUUGCAUCAGAUCAAAAAUUUUAUUUUAAAGUAUUUUAUUAUUCCAGUAAAUUGGAAGAGGGAUUUGUUUAAUGUUGAAGUUAAAAUUUUUUAACAAUUUAAGAAAAACUGCCAUGAUUGUAUUUGAUAAUGACUACAUGUUUAAGUUUUAUAAUGAUUACUCCCCCUAUUUUCAUAUUUCAGCCAUAUAAUUACUUGCCGUGUCUGUGCUUUAAAAAGGUACAAUGUAUCGGCUGCUAAUUAUCAUGAUGUAGAUUUUAUUGCUUGAAAUACGAAGUAGUUGUUGAAAAAGGUCUUGUUUUAUGUUAAUGGUGUUUUAUUUAAUGCAUUAUUUCCAAACAAGAUGUCCUAUAACAUUGCUCAUUAAUAGAGGAUCAUACACUUUUUAUCACUGAUAAUUAAUGAGGACAAGAGGGAUAGAUGAGUUUUAUGUAAAAGUUUAGAGAAUAAUUAUUUGCUUGUGGUACUGUUGCUAAUUUAAAGGAUUGAUGUCAACAUUUUUCAAUUCUGUCAAAAGUUUUAAGUUCAGAUUGUUUUCUGUUCUCAGACACUGUAUUAAUUCAUGUGUGAACUAAAUAUAAUUAACCAAAGUUCUUUUUUAUGGAAUGGGGUAAAGUGGUUUUUGUAGCUGUAAAAUUCAAUUUUUUUAAGAUAAUUAGCACUCUGCAUCAAGAUGAUGAUGCUCUGUAGUAAUCACUGGGUCCUUCUGUCUGGCUGUCCAUCUAUCAAUGCUUUUUUUUUUACAUGAUAACUGAAAUACCUUUCUGACAGACUUUGUACUCACUACAUACAUGUAGAUAUCAUUACACCUUUAGUGUUGUAGAACAUCUUGUAUAAUGGUACACGUAUUGUUAAUCCUACAGAUUAGGUGGAGAAUGGUUAUAGGAAAACACCUACAGUUUCUAGCUGGGUUAUUUGGUUAAAGGUGGAAGAUCCAGAAUGUUGAUGUUACCAUUUUGAUGCUGUAACUUAGACAUUUUGCAACCUAUGGAUUUUUAUAUAUUCAUUUCUAGUGUAUCAGUGGAGAAAGGUAUAAGAGGUUAUUGAAUAUCAUUAUUCAAAAACAUGGGCAUUUUGUAGCCUAUAGACUUUAGAUGUACCAUGGUAAACAAAUGGAAAAUGAUUUAUAAAUUUUGUGAUCACUUGAUCAAAUGUCAAGGUCAGAGAUAACAUUAUUGACAUGACUUUUGUGAUUAAUUCUCACUUGAAUACAUGCAGGUUUAUGUACAGAAAAAAAAAUUGUUAUACAAGCUUCUUAUUGAUAUUCACUACAAAAUUAAAAAAAACUCCAGAUUUAAAGUUUAAGGUCAUAUGCAACAUACAUAUACUGUGUAAUGUACCUUUCCCACUGAUAAUUUUCCAAGAUAUUCUUAAUUCAAAAUCAUAGUACCAUCAGAUGUUCUGAGACAAAAAAUCAGCAUACAUUACCAGAAGUUUUAGACAGAUAUUAAAUGAGAAUCCUUGUGUUUCGAUUAACAAAAGUACAGUUUAGCUGUUAUUUCCUCAUCAUUUGAUUCAGAGGAGGUUUGCAACAUUAACAGGCAUCAUAAAAUUGCACAAAGGCCCUAAGGUCAAUAAUUGGAACUCUUGAAUCAUACAGGGAAUAAGGAAAUAAAGUUCAAAACUAUGUUAUGUACUAGUAUGUCUAUAAUAGAUCAAUAUUAUUAAUUUCAGUACACUGUGGGAUCCUGGAUGAUUUUGUCAGUUUUCUAUAGUUUUAAUAUUGAUGUUUGGUUCUUACUAUUCUUCUCACAUAUAUUUCUUUUAAAUCAAAACUAAGCCAUACUUAAUGAUGUAGCUGUAGAAAGAUUUCAACAGACACUCUCUAAAGCUUUUAGAAAGAACAGUUAAUUGUGAUCAUUUCAAUGAUGACAGUUGUUAACAGACAAAGUACAAGGGAAGUACAAAUGUUUUAAGCUCAUCAUGGUUGUAAUAAUCAACAAAGUUUUAUAGAUAAGUUAAUUAAACUUGUUUUUAACUUUU
Saccostrea echinata is the source of this 5231-nucleotide messenger RNA. RefSeq names its product serine/threonine-protein kinase ICK-like. The transcript is spliced from 14 exons. Gene Ontology annotation, cellular component: cytoplasm; nucleus; cilium. Gene Ontology annotation, biological process: intraciliary transport; protein phosphorylation; cilium assembly. Lineage: Eukaryota; Metazoa; Mollusca; Bivalvia; Ostreida; Ostreidae. Gene Ontology annotation, molecular function: protein serine/threonine kinase activity; ATP binding. Bases 143 to 1900 code for a protein of 585 amino acids. The record is from RefSeq and is a predicted model, not a curated record.